Molecule: messenger RNA, 1993 nt
Organism: Pipistrellus kuhlii (Kuhl's pipistrelle)
Lineage: Eukaryota; Metazoa; Chordata; Mammalia; Chiroptera; Vespertilionidae
Gene: KCNJ1
Product: potassium inwardly rectifying channel subfamily J member 1
Exons: 2
Coding region: 231-1349 (372 amino acids)
Biological process (GO): regulation of monoatomic ion transmembrane transport; potassium ion import across plasma membrane
Cellular component (GO): plasma membrane
Molecular function (GO): ATP-activated inward rectifier potassium channel activity
Source: RefSeq, a predicted model, not a curated record
AGAGCCGCUGCAUACAGAUGAGUAGGCAGCCAGUCCGAGCUGACCCACAGGCUCAUAAAAACCAACGGGGCCUCGGGCACCCUCGCCUGGGACACCCAAUUUCUCGGAUCAAAAGUGCCAGGGACCUGCUCACAGCAAGGACCCAGCUGCUUUCUCGGGGACCAAGACAUUGAGUUUUUGUCUCAAUAUUUACUCAAGCAGCCCAUGAGAUCAAGGUGUUGACAGAAAGAAUGUUCAAAUAUCUUCGGAAAUGGUUUGUCACUCGUUUUUUUGGGCAUCCCCGGCGAAGAACAAGGCUGGUUUCCAAAGAUGGAAGGUGCAACAUAGAGUUUGGCAACGUGGAGGCGCAGACAAGGUUUAUAUUCUUUGUGGACAUUUGGACGACGGUGCUUGACCUCAAAUGGAGGUACAAGAUGACCAUCUUCAUCACAGCCUUCUUGGGGAGCUGGUUCCUCUUUGGCCUCCUGUGGUAUGCUGUGGCCUAUAUUCACAAAGAUCUCCCCGAGUUCCAUCCACCGGACAACCACACCCCUUGCGUGGACAACAUUAAUGGUUUGACCUCAGCUUUUCUGUUUUCUCUGGAAACACAAGUGACUAUUGGCUAUGGAUUCAGGUGUGUGACUGAACAGUGCGGCACCGCCAUCUUCCUGCUCAUCUUCCAGUCUAUACUCGGAGUCAUCAUCAAUUCCUUCAUGUGUGGCGCCAUUUUAGCCAAGAUCUCCAGACCCAAAAAGCGUGCAAAGACGAUUACCUUCAGCAAGAAUGCCGUGAUCAGUAAGCGGGGCGGGAAGCUGUGUCUCCUCAUCCGAGUGGCCAACCUCCGGAAGAGCCUCCUCAUUGGCAGUCACAUCUACGGGAAGCUUCUGAAGACCACGGUCACUCCUGAGGGAGAGACCAUUAUUUUGGACCAGACCAAUAUCAACUUCAUCGUUGAUGCCGGAAAUGAAAACUUGUUCUUCAUCUCCCCACUAACCAUUUACCACAUCAUUGAUCACAACAGCCCCUUCUUCGACAUGGCGGCAGAAACACUCCUCCAGCAGGACUUUGAGUUAGUGGUGUUCUUAGAUGGCACUGUGGAGUCCACCAGCGCCACCUGCCAAGUCCGGACAUCCUAUGUCCCAGAAGAGGUGCUUUGGGGCUACCGAUUUGCUCCCAUCGUGUCCAAGACCAAGGAAGGGAAAUACCGAGUGGAUUUCCAUAACUUCAGCAAAACAGUGGCAGUGGACACCCCUCACUGUGCCAUGUGCCUUUACAAUGAGAGGGAUGCCAGGGCCAAGAUGAAGAGAGGCUAUGACAACCCCAACUUCACUUUGUCAGAAGUCAACGAGACAGAUGACACUAAGAUGUAGCAGCAGCUUUUCAACACAAGGAAAGCCAAGUUUCGAACACACAUAGUUACUAGCAGCAUGAUGAAGCGAUCAACAAUGUGGGGGUGUGAAAGCAGACAAAAGCCACUCAAGUUCACCAGCACAGUGGUCGGCAAACUCAUUCGUCAACAGAGCCAGAUAUCAACAGUACAAUGAUUGGAAUUUCUUUUGAGAGCCAAAUUUUUUAAACUUAAACUUCUUCUAAUGCCACUUCUUCAAAAUAGACUUGCCCAGGCCGUAGUAUUUUGUGGAAGAGCCACACUCAAAGGACCAAAGAGCUGCAUGUAGUUCGCGAGCCACAGUUUGCAGACCACAGCCCCAGCACAAUGCCCCUGAACUCCAUAACCGUGAUUCUAUAAGACUCUACAAGGCUAGUGCAGUAGAUCAUGCAUUGUAUUUGUAGGGAGCUAGAAUAUAGAAGUCAUGGGAGCUCACUUGAAUAUGAUUAUUUAAAAUCAUGCAAUGUUAAUAGAAACAGACAAAAGUCUCAUCAGUUUAAUGAGAUCAAAUAAGGUAUUUUUAAAAGUUUCCUUAAAGAAGUUAUGAGCUUUAUAUAGGAUCAGGGAAAAAAAAACAUAUUCUUGUCUUCAUUCUACUGAUAAGAAAUAAGUCACUUUAUUUAUUUU